This is a messenger RNA of Elaeis guineensis (African oil palm), 3623 nucleotides long. Its product is annotated as probable histidine kinase 1. Gene Ontology annotation, biological process: phosphorelay signal transduction system; protein autophosphorylation. NCBI's taxonomy places the organism in Eukaryota, Viridiplantae, Streptophyta, Magnoliopsida, Arecales, Arecaceae. The record is from RefSeq and is a predicted model, not a curated record. Gene Ontology annotation, cellular component: plasma membrane. Gene Ontology annotation, molecular function: histidine phosphotransfer kinase activity; phosphorelay sensor kinase activity.
UUUAAAAAAAUUCCACCCAUUUUCUCGCCGCACAUGGCCUAUUCUUUGAGCUUUCAAUCCGUUUUCACCUCCCAAUUUUAAAUUAUUUUCCUCACAUGGUCGUCUCCUCCUCUGUUGUUAGAUCCCUACCCCCCUUCCGUCCUCGAUUCCUCCACUCUGGAAAGCUCCAAACCACAUCCUUAGGGCUGCAGAAAGGGGAAAUUUUCGCUCAUUUUUCCGACGACAAUAUCUUUUCUCCCCUGGAUUCGUGAUCUACGCUCCAGAAGAGUCAAGACCAAGCUGUAGCCGAAAUAUUACUGCUCUGCUGUCCAUUGAAAGCCCACUUGUAGUGCAACCGAAUUUUGCUGAAUAUUGAGCAUAAUGUUCGGCUGAAUGUUGCUUUACUUUCAGUGGCAAUAGAUUAUGCUGAUGAGAUGAUGCCUAGAACUAUUUCUGCUUCGAGCUAAUAUGUUAAAGUGAGAACCUGAUGUGACUGUGUAGUUGCCUUACACAAUCUUUAAGAUGGGAGGUGAGUUUAUUGAAGAAGCAGACAUGGAAGUCUUGCCUUCUAUGUGGCCUGAUGAUAUUGGGAAUGAAACCAGAAAGCAGUUCAACAUGGACAGACCUGGGGUGAAUCGGGAUAUGCUGGAGGAUGUUAUGAUCAAAGAUGACCCUUCUGUUGUGGAUUUCAAACGCCUCUUAGAACUAACCAGUUACAGUGAGAAGGGUUCUUCUCAGCUGGCAUACCUUGUAAAACACUGGGAGUAUAAGCACAAUAAUGCUGUUCGACUUCUCAAUGAAGAGCUCAACAUCCUCAGCAAACAAAGGCAGGAAGUUGAACUCAAGAAACUAGAGAUCCUAGAGGAGCAUCGUUUUGAGGAAGAUAGAUAUGCUGGUUCCAAACGUUCAGUUUCUAUUUUGGAGGAUGCUUGUGACAUUUGGGGAAGAGUUCCAAGGAGGAGAAAUGGUAUUCUUGGUUAUAAUAGAAAACUUGACAUAGAUGCCGGGUACGAUACUGUCACCUACUGGAAGCAGCGGGCUAUUGGACUAGAUAAAAUGCUGGAGGAAAGUAUUGAAAGGGAGCACGUACUCACGCAAAAGUUGGAGGAGAACAUCAAGAACCUGGAAACACAGCCGUCACCGGUUGAGGAAUUGUCUCAGAUCUUAAAAAGAGCUGAUAAUUUUUUACACUUUAUUCUUCAGACUGCACCUGUUGUUAUUGGUCAUCAGGACAAAGAGUUGCGGUACCGAUUCAUCUAUAAUCACUUUCCACGGCUCGAAGAGGAGGACAUUAUAGGUAAAACUGAUGAGGAAAUAUUCUCCGGUGCUGGUGUAAAAGAGAUUCAGGAUUUCAAGAGGGAAGUCUUGGAGCGAGGUUCACCUGCGAAGAGGGAAAUCACAUUUGAUACCCCAUUAUUUGGAUCAAAGACUUUUAUGAUAUAUGUAGAACCAGUAUUUAGCAAGACAGGAGACAGAAUUGGUGUAAAUUAUAUGGGAAUGGAUGUUACUGAUCAGGUGGCAAAAAGGGAGAAAAUGGCUAAGCUAAGGGAGGAGAUUGCUGUCCAAAAGGCCAAAGAGACAGAACUUAACAAAACGAUUCACAUAACAGAGGAAACAAUGCGGGCAAAGCAAAUGCUAGCAACUAUGUCUCAUGAGAUUAGGUCUCCUCUUACUGGGGUUGUGAGUAUGGCUGAGAUUCUGGCAACCACCAAAUUGGAUAAAGAACAAAGUCAGUUGCUGGAUGUGAUGAUAUCCUCUGGAGAUCUGGUUCUCCAACUUAUAAAUGAUAUACUCGACCUUGCCAAGUUUGAAUCAGGAGCUAUGAAGUUGGAGGCUACAAGAUUUAGACCAAGAGAGGUAGUUGGACACGUCCUCCAGACUGCAGCUGCAUCUUUGAAGAAGGAAUUGACAUUGGAAGGACAUGUAGAUGAUGAUGUUCCUGUCGAGGUUAUUGGUGAUGUUUUAAGAAUUCGGCAAAUCCUGACCAACUUGAUUAGCAAUGCAAUCAAGUUUACACAUGAAGGGAAAGUUGGGAUAAACCUUCAUGUGGUUUCUGAGCAAUACCCUGGAUGUCAAGAACAACACCAUCAAGAUCUAACAGCUGUUUUACCAUCAACAAGACUACCAAAAAAGAAUUCUUCAGAAACUCAAAGUUAUAUUGACAGAGAAACUUCACAUUGUUCAACUUGUCAAGAAGGUCCUGACCAAAACACUAGUGAGAAGCAUCAUUUGACCAAUGAAGAUCCUGAGAAGUAUAAUCAGAACUAUGAAAAAAUUGUGUGGUUACGCUGUGAUGUGUAUGACACUGGAAUUGGAAUACCAGAGAAAGCACUACCUUCAUUGUUCAAAAAGUAUAUGCAAGCAAGUGCAGAUCAUGCUCGAAAGUAUGGAGGAACAGGGCUUGGUCUUGCAAUCUGCAAACAGCUGGUGGAGCUGAUGGGUGGAAAUCUCACCGUGACCAGCAAAGAGCAUUGUGGAUCGACAUUUACCUUUGUGUUGCCUUACAAGAUUCCUUUAAAGAGGGAAUGUCCUGAUGAUCAUGAUGAAGAUGCAGCAACUUCAGUUGAUUCCAGUACUGAUGAAAUAAAUGGGUCAUUUAUCUUUAAGCCUCGGACUCGGGGUACUCUAUUCUCAUCCGAUGAAUCCACGGUUCGCAAGACAAAACCUUCUGGCAGUAGCAUGCUUGGUACCUUGGAUAGUUCAAAUGGUUUGUCAGAGUCUGACUCAUUCUCCUCUAGUGAUGGCACAUCAAGGACUUCUGUUGAUGGGGCUUCUCAAAUUUCUGAUGCAACAAAGACGGUAGCUGAACCUAAAGGGCUUUUACAGCAAAGUCUAGGGCAUAAUGUUAAUGAUUUUGGGAGGAUAAACAGAAGAGAUGAAGGAUGUCAAGAUUCUAGUAAUGGCUUUGUAAUGCAUAAAUUUGACGGUUCUAUUAUGGAUUCCAGCAGAACCCAGAGGACUUCAGGUUUGCAGCAAAGCCAAAUGGCAUUCUCAGAGGGAGCUAAUAUGGCUGCAAGUGGCAAGUGUGUACCAACUUGUCAAAGCCUGAGGCAUGAGAAAGAAGAUGAUAAAUCUAAGUGCACGUCAGACACAAGUUCUUUCAAAAUUCUUCUUGUAGAAGAUAACAAGAUCAAUGUAAUGGUGGCACAGUCAAUGAUGAAGCAGCUGGGUCAUAAAAUAGAUGUUGUGAAUAAUGGAUUAGAAGCUAUUCGGGCAGUUCAGCAUUCUCAUUAUGACCUUAUUUUGAUGGAUGUUUGCAUGCCAGUAAUGGAUGGAAUGCAAGCCACCAGAUUAAUUCGAUCUUUUGAAGAACAUGGUUGCUGGGAUGCUUCCGUAGCAAAUGGAGAUGAUCAUGCUAUAACCUGCCCAGAUUCACCAUCACAUGGUCCAGAAGCAGGACGGUGCAGAAAAAGGAUUCCUAUCGUUGCAAUGACGGCAAAUGCACUAGCUGAGAGCGCUGCUGAUUGCCUUGCCAAUGGGAUGGAUUCAUUUGUAUCUAAGCCUGUGACCUUUCAGAACUUGAAACAAUGUCUCCAGCAGUACUUGCCGUGUUAAAUAUUGUAAAGUGGUUCUUGUAAAAUAGAAAAAGAAUAAUGUAAUGAAGAAAAAUUUUGUAAUUAAUAUAUCUUGUCGUUGCUUGUAAA